Molecule: messenger RNA, 336 nt
Organism: Cornus florida
Lineage: Eukaryota; Viridiplantae; Streptophyta; Magnoliopsida; Cornales; Cornaceae
Product: membrane steroid-binding protein 2-like
Exons: 1
Coding region: 1-336 (111 amino acids)
Cellular component (GO): membrane; endomembrane system
Source: RefSeq, a predicted model, not a curated record
AUGGAUUCAAUCACGGAGUACAGUGGGCUAUUACCGGCAGCGUUUUUCAUCAUCGUAACUUUGAUGGUGGUCAUCUACAAAGUUGUCUACAAAAUGUUCGUAGCCGUGGGGAAUUACGCGGCCAUCAAAAGGACCAACAACGACUACGCGCCGCGUGAGCCUGUCCAACUCAGAGACGUUACAGAGGACCAAUUAAGGGCCUAUGACGGUUCUGAUUCCAUCAAGCCCCUAUUGAUGGCCAUCAAAGGGCAAAUUUACAGUUCUGAUUUCAACAACCCCACAAUCAACACCCAAUUCACAAAAUCAGACCAUGUAAUUAACAAUCUAGAAAUGUAA